Phytophthora nicotianae INRA-310 is the source of this 381-nucleotide messenger RNA. RefSeq lists its product as hypothetical. The record is from RefSeq and is a predicted model, not a curated record. The transcript has a single exon. The coding region runs from base 1 to 381 and encodes 126 amino acids. NCBI's taxonomy places the organism in Eukaryota, Oomycota, Peronosporomycetes, Peronosporales, Peronosporaceae.
AUGAGCUCGGCACAGACGACUCCAGCAAAUGAGUCUGUUCCUGCAGACACUGCCACGUCCGUGCCCGCGACGGAAGGAAACCUUCCUGUCGCUCAAUACCACCUUCUGCAACUGCAGAAGCGUGCUCAAGACUCAGCUGACACCCCGUCAGCUGUUCUGUAUGGUUCGUCGGCGUUGAACACCGACGGCAGCAUCCCGAUUGACUUUGGGUCUGACAUCGAGGAUGUCCCCGUGGAGGAGGACGAGGCUGCACUCGGUUCUGGGCCUCGUACGCCCUCACCAUUUCCGAAACGUCCUCCAUCAGGACAUUCCGCGGUUCCCAUGGCUCUCGCGCUCUGCUUGACCGUGUUGCCGCCCUGCAACCGAAGCUGCGCGUCUUAA